Messenger RNA from Hibiscus syriacus, 622 nucleotides. Its product is annotated as HVA22-like protein j. The record is from RefSeq and is a predicted model, not a curated record. NCBI's taxonomy places the organism in Eukaryota, Viridiplantae, Streptophyta, Magnoliopsida, Malvales, Malvaceae. Bases 17 to 538 code for a protein of 173 amino acids. The transcript is spliced from 6 exons.
UGCAUUUAAAAAAACAAUGUUGGGCAGCUUCAUUAACAGAGUGCUUGUGUUGCUUCUUGGAUAUGCGUAUCCUGCAUUUGAGUGCUUUAAAACGGUGGAGAAGAACAAAGUUAGGAUCGAGGAACUCAGAUUUUGGUGUCAAUAUUGGAUCCUUAUGGCGUUUCUGAUAGUAUUCGAGUGGAGUGGGGAAGCAUUUAUUUCAUGGUUUCCAAUGUAUGGCGAGAUGAAGAUUGCAAUGUUAGUCUACCUAUGGUAUCCUAAAACAAAGGGUACUGGUUAUGUAUAUGAUACCUUGCUUCGACCUUUCAUGGCAAGACACGAAACAGAAGUGGAUAGAAAGAUACAAGAGAUCAAAGCUAGAAUAUGGGACUUCAUAUGGAAAUACUGUCAACAUUUCGCAGAUAUGGGGCAGGGAAAAUUCUUUGAAAUGCUUCAAUAUGUGGCAAAUCAAUCUUUAAAGUUUAAACAAGCCAAUCAGGUAAAUUCUGGUUCAAGCAAUGAUUCACCUCGUAGAAGAACUCGUCCGGUUCAAAACUGAUUGACCUCGCUGGCGUAUGAAACCACACAAUUAACAAUUUCUAAUAAACAAACAAAAAUUGUACAAAGAGAUAAGAAACCCAGU